ACUCGAAAAUGCGAUUGGGUGUGCGUGCGCACACGCAUGUAAAGAUAGGUAAAUAAAAUUAGUCGAAACUAUAGUUGAGGGGAGAACGCGGCUCCCGCGCAAAAAUAAUCCCGGAGUUCGAUCGGUUUACAAAGUGUGUUUAAACAAGAUCCUCCUGGGCCGAAGCGAUCGGAAAAUUGUAAUAAACGUCAGCGUCGUUGAGUACUCGGCCAAGUGUCAUCUGUCAAAUCGGUUUAUGAUCGACACAAAGAUCCUGGUGUUGGGUAGACAUGGCGACGGUGAAGAUCGCGUUCCCGGCUGGCGGGGAGCCAGGUAGGAUCACGAAGUGGAGGGUCGGGAUGAACGCGAUGGUUUCAGCUGGAAGAGUUGUCCUCCAUUACCGCAGCGUAGCCGUCGGCGGGGAACCUUCCAAGGACCCGGAGAAGAAACUUCGCGCCUCUAAAUUCGGACGUGUUAUAAAAGUCCUCGCAAACGAAGGCGACGUUCUUCAACCCGGGCAAGAAGUUUUGUUGCUAGAGGGAUGCAAACAUCCCACAGUCAUGAAAGAUCUUUGCGCCGAAUGCGGCGCUGAUCUUCGAGAGGAAGUUGUCGGGGAUGACGGGCAAAAUGCUGUCACUUCCCAGGCCAGUGUACCGAUGGUGCACUCCGUUCCUGAGCUUAAGGUUUGCCCUGAACUUGCAGAGAAAAUUGGCAGAGAGGAUGAGAAGCGUUUGCUGCAGGAUCGAAAAUUGGCUUUACUCGUUGAUCUGGAUCAAACGAUAGUUCAUACUACCAAUGACAACGUUCCCCCCGACAUGAAGGACGUCUAUCAUUUUCAACUCUACGGACCUCACUCUCCGUGGUACCACACAAAAUUGAGGCCUGGAACAAGAGAAUUUCUGGCCAAAAUGAGCCACCUUUACGAAUUGCACAUUUGUACUUUUGGAGCUCGAAAUUAUGCUCACACUGUUGCUGCCCUACUCGAUAAAGAUGGGAUCCUAUUUUCUCACAGGAUUCUUUCGAGGGAUGAGUGUUUUGACCCAGCUUCUAAAACUGCAAAUCUCAAGGCUCUGUUUCCUUGCGGCGAUUCUAUGGUUUGCAUUAUAGAUGAUAGAGAGGAUGUCUGGCAAGGUUGUGGUAAUUUGGUACAGGUAAAACCGUACCAUUUCUUCCGACACACCGGGGACAUUCACGCUCCACCAGGACUGGCUAAACGGGAUCAAUUUCCGCAACUGAAACCCACUAGUUUGGAGGAGAUGAAUGAACCGGAAGCUGGAAUUAAAAUAACGGAAAAUGGAGCCUUACCGAAUAUUGAUUGCCAAGAUUUUCAAACCUCUGAGGAGAAUCCUAACAAACAGAAACCUGAGGAUGAAACAAAGGAGGAAAAAGACGUGACAGAACCGGAACUUCAAGUGGAAACUGGAGGAUUGAAAUCGAAUGAGAUAAACGAGGAGGAACAGAAGGAACCGACUGUGGAAAGUAAAGCCCCUGAAUGUAUUGAGAAGUUAACAGAACCAGACGAGGUAAAUGAAAAUAAUGCAGACAAAGAUUCGGUGAUUGCUGAUGAACAGGGACCAAAAAAGGAGGAAUUAGAGGCAGGUGAGGCUGAGAAACUGGCAGAACCAGGAGAGGUCAGAAGGAAAGCAGCUGAAGAAGAGAGUUUCAAAGAUUUAGAGAAGAGACAGGAAUUAGAGGACCACGAUGAUUAUCUUCUGUACCUAGAAGACAUAUUGCGCAGAAUUCAUGCCGAAUUUUACAGCAAACAGGAGACUGAAGCAGAAUCCAACAAGAGCCUCAGAGAUAUCAUCCCGCGUGUGCGAGCACGAGUUUUAAAGGGACUGCGACUUACAUUUAGCGGCAUAGUCGCCACUCAUCAAAAGUUACAUCAAAGCCGAGCCUACAAAGUUGCCAGAGCACUUGGCGCAGAGGUAUCUCAGGAUCUGCAGGAGAACACGACACAUUUGGUAGCGAUAAAACCAGGAACCGCAAAGGUUUAUGCAGCCAAGAAAAUGUGGCAAGUGAAAAUAGUGAAUCCCGAUUGGCUGUGGACUUGCGCAGAGCGAUGGGAAUGUGUUGACGAGCGUCUCUAUCCGCUCACCAAGAAGGCUCGUGGGUCCAGGGUACCCCCGCCGCACUGCAGCAGUCCGGACCGAAUUGAUGACCAAGAGACAGAGGGAGGAGAUAGGUUUGCGGACAGUAUAAAUCCCCUCAUGUCAUUCACACUAGAAGAGAUUGCAAAUAUGGACAAAGAGGUGGAGGAAGAUAUGAGUGACCAAGAGCUAGAAGCAUCUGCACCUGUCUCUCAAGUUGAAACAUCCCAAACACAGCGCCGGCGACGUAGAUCAGCAACACCGGAUUCGUUAAAUGAGGAUUUUGAAGAUGAAGCGUUAACUAGUAAGAGAAGAAAAACUGUUAUAUUAGAAGAACCAGAUGAGAACUCUUCUACAGAAGGUAAAAAAGCAAGCGAUGAGGAUGAGGAAGAAGAUGACCCAGACGAUGAAGAUGAUCCUUUGACAAGGUUCAGACGAGGUGAAGGAUCGCUGGACGGAUUUGACUUGGGAGAUGACUCUCAGGAUUCUAUGGAGGUGGCAGCAACUGAGGAUGACGGUGAAUGGAAUGAAAUGGGUGCGGCUUUAGAGAGAGAAUUCUUGUCUGAAUAAGCAAACUCUCAGCAAGUCUUUCUUCAAUUAGAAAUAUGCAUCGACGACGAGAUCUAUUUUCUACACAAUCUGUCUUGAUUAAGAAAACCACUAUACAGAGCACUUUUACAAACAAAAAAGUCAUUUGUACAUUAUAUCACGUUUAUCGUUUACCUGGAUAGAAUACAAACGAUAGCAUGUAAGCCAGAUCAGUCACUAUUCGACCCAGGAAGUGAAAAUUACCAAUAUUGACUUUCUCAUUCUUUGGUAAAGACUGGACUAUUCUACUUUAGAAGCUUUAAAUUAUAAACAUUUGUGAUAUGAAUGUUGAAACUUUGAGAAAUAUCGAAUAAAGUACCAGUUAAGAUUA
Molecule: messenger RNA, 2988 nt
Organism: Diprion similis
Lineage: Eukaryota; Metazoa; Arthropoda; Insecta; Hymenoptera; Diprionidae
Gene: Fcp1
Product: RNA polymerase II subunit A C-terminal domain phosphatase
Exons: 7
Coding region: 270-2639 (789 amino acids)
Cellular component (GO): nucleus
Molecular function (GO): RNA polymerase II CTD heptapeptide repeat phosphatase activity
Source: RefSeq, a predicted model, not a curated record